This is a messenger RNA of Colletotrichum scovillei, 2291 nucleotides long. RefSeq names its product signal peptide peptidase. The transcript is spliced from 2 exons. NCBI's taxonomy places the organism in Eukaryota, Fungi, Ascomycota, Sordariomycetes, Glomerellales, Glomerellaceae. Gene Ontology annotation, molecular function: aspartic endopeptidase activity, intramembrane cleaving. The record is from RefSeq and is a predicted model, not a curated record. Bases 549 to 2291 code for a protein of 580 amino acids. Gene Ontology annotation, biological process: membrane protein proteolysis. Gene Ontology annotation, cellular component: membrane; cytoplasmic side of endoplasmic reticulum membrane; lumenal side of endoplasmic reticulum membrane.
GAUAAACCAAACGGCGAAUCUAUCUUUCUUGGGACGUUCGGAGUCCCAUUUCGUCUCAACAAAAGACACUUCUCACUUGCCUGCCUGCCCCAUUACCUGUGGCAAAAUCUGACCUGGGCGGAAAUUGAUUCUCAGAAUUGACUUCUUACCUUUUUUUUUUAUCAGGCAGGGCAGGAAACACCGUGUCGUCUUUCGUCCGACCCAUCUCCAAAAACAGGUGGCUUCAACUUCUGCAUUCACUAUUUGGUAAGAAUCAGAAUAGUACCGAGAGAUUUGGUAUUGCUUCUGACGUUUUCUCAGCAUUUGACCGCCAGUGGUCCUUUCCGAGGGCAUAAAAUAAUUACGGGGACCCGGCUUCUCUAUUUGCCACUUUUAACGGCCAUCCUCUCAUUCAUUCAGACUCUGCUUCCGUCUCUUCAUCCUGACGACUAUCACGAGCUUCACUUACCUCGGACGAUUGUUUCCGUCUUCUCGGCCCUUGGACCGAUAGUUUUAUCCUAGCACCCAGGAACGACAGCAAGUCUGACACCAACAGCGACAGCGACGACAUGGCUUCACCGGUCCCCAGCCCCAUCAACCCGCCGUUUGAUGAGCUUGCCCAGAACCUCACCGGCAACCUCACUGGCAACUUGACAGCUGGAAACGUCACCGCUGCCGCCGUGGAAUGGGGCUUCACCCAGUAUGCUAGCUUCUUGACGAUGGAGGCCAAGCUCAUCUUCAGCGCCCUGGCCAUCAUUUACAUCGGCGCCCACGGCUCACUACGCCGCCCGCCUUCUGCCGCUCCUCAGAAGCGCAAGGAUGGGAAAGAACGCAAGGAGGAUGAGCCUAUAACGGAGGGUCUCAUGCCUACCGACGCCAUUCUCUUCCCGAUCCUGGCAGGUACCAUGCUCAUCGGCCUCUACUACCUCAUUCAAUGGCUCCAGGACCCCGCCAUCCUCAACAAGAUCCUCCGUGUCUACAUGUCCGUCAUGGGUGUCGCCAGUUUGACCACUCUGAUCGCACACUCGCUGCGGGUUGUCACCGGAUUCGUCUUCCCCAACUACUUCCGCCACGAUGGCUCACUCUACAACGUCAACGACGACGAUGAGGCUUUCGUCAAGGUCACAGGCGAGGAGGUGGACCGGAACAACGCGCAGGUUCUCCAGAAGAGCAACCCGCUACCCUUUGGUUUGCGCAGCAUCGUACGCCUCAACAGCAUUAAGACCAACCGGGUUCUGUGGGAUUUACGCCACGUCUUGACGGAUGAGUGGACGGUGAAGGCGAAGCUGCACGGUCUCCUUCGCGAGAAGUUUCACAUGACCAUCCUCCACGUCGUUGGUCUUAACCUGGCUAUCGCCACCGUCGUGGCCUACUUCAUGUCUGGCUCGCCUUUCCUGUCCAAUUUCAUGGGCUACGGAUUUUGCUACGGCUCGUUCCUCAUGAUGUCUCCGACGACGUUUGCGACGGGAAGCUUGGUGCUCAUCGGACUCUUCUUCUACGACAUAAUCAUGGUCUUCUACACUCCCUACAUGAUCACGGUUGCUACCAAGCUCGAUGUGCCCAUCAAGCUCCAGUUCCAGUCCGCCGCUAGGUCCAGUAUUCUCGGACUCGGAGACAUUGUCGUCCCGGGCAUUGUAAUGUGUCUCGCCCUUCGCUUCGACAUGUGGCUUCACUACCAGCGCCAGAUCAAGUACAUCCCGACCGAUCUCAAGUCCGACCAGCACGACGCGACCUCUGGCGACGUGGUCACCGUGAGCCAAACCCAGCACAUUGCGCAAAAGGCCACUUACCUCGACAUCACCAACUGCUGGGGCGACUGGUUCUGGUCCGCCCCUUCGUGGCUGGGCCUCUUCAAGGCCGCAACGGGAACAGCGCCGCCGACUGUGCGUGGAUCGACUUUCAGCAAGACGUACUUUUACGCCUCCUUGGUCGGCUACGCUUUCGGCAUGGUGACUACACUAGUCAUGUUGGUCGUCUUCAAGCACGGCCAGCCCGCGCUACUGUACCUCGUCCCUGGCGUUCUCAGCUCCCUCUGGUUGACUGGUCUCGUCCGCGGCGAGCUCAAGGAGAUGUGGAUGUACACCGAGGACGGCAGCCUCGACACCCGCGACGUUGUCGUCGAGCUCGACGGUGACGGUAAUGUCAUGAAGGAGCUGAAGAAGGACGAGGACGAGAAGAAAAAGAAGAAGGACGAGGAAGAGAAGACUGCGGAGGAGAAGAAGGCUAUUGAGAAGCGGGACGCCGAGAAGACUGAGUAUAGCAUAGUCUCCUUCUCCGUCACUGCUCCGCUUAGAAAGCCGAAGACGCAGUGA